AUGGCGGUUCCCUACUACGCGUACCUGAAGAUGAAGAUGUCGGUUCCCAAGGGCCUCAUCACCAUCACCGGCGAUUACCGCAAGUCCCUGGAGUGCGCCCGAGACGGCACCAAGUUGGCCGAGUCGCUGGUCAUUGCCGAGGAGCAGCGCCAGCUCGACCGGAUCGUCGCCCUGGCAGGCGAGGCCUCCGCCGCGUCGAUCCCGAUCCCGGACCCGGCCGACGAGUCCAGCGGGCAGGUCGAGCGGGCCAAUGGACUCAUCCUGUCCGGCGUCAAGCCGCGACUCGUCGAGCCACUCAUCCGCUCACCCGGCAGCUGGCUUGACGAGUUGCCAGCCGUUCUCUAG
Messenger RNA from Aegilops tauschii subsp. strangulata, 345 nucleotides. RefSeq lists its product as uncharacterized. The record is from RefSeq and is a predicted model, not a curated record. NCBI's taxonomy places the organism in Eukaryota, Viridiplantae, Streptophyta, Magnoliopsida, Poales, Poaceae.